GUGUAGGGUUUUGGUGGCGAUUCCAUACGCAGCUGUGAUUGAUUGGACCCUCAACUCCGUCCCGGCCCCCUCCCCUCCAGAGGUUGGGGUGGGUGGGCAGUUCCCACCCUCCAGUCCUGCCCUGGUGUUUCUGGGGACCAGCCCAUCCUCAGCAGCCAUCCAGGGCCCUGGCCCCCCAUCACCCCAGCAGCAUCCCAGAGACUCUUCUCACCCAGGAUCCUGGGGGUUUUACGAGCUGUGUGCCAGGAAGUGGGGAUGAAGACUAAAUAUUUUUUAUACCACGAAGUGUCCCAGCUCCACCUGACUCUUCCAUUUGCACCUGACACCUUGUGAUCACAAGAUUCAGGAGAUAGGGGACUGAGUAUGGUUGGGGGGCCUCGUUUGGGGAGCUCCCCUCCUAGAGCGUGGGCCUAGGUGUCCGAGUCUUUCAGAGGCUGCAGAGGUGGCUCAGGGCACAGCCAGGAGCAGCACCACAUCCCUCCCCGUGUCCCCAUCUUACAGACAGGGAAGAGAUCCUAGAAAUGCGGGAGAGUUGUUCCCCGAGGGCUUGACAAUGAGAAAAUGGGGAAGAACUGAGGAUUGAGAGGACCGGAGGCUCUGCUGACUAGGAGAGCUUGUCGUCCCGCGAGGGAGUGGUCCAGAACGGCUGCUUCCAGGCCGGGGUGGUGGGAUAGACUAGCUGGCUUCAAAGCCCAGCUCCCCACUGACGCGGGAAGUGGGAAGCAAGAGUUCCUACCAUCCUGUGUCUUGAUUUCCUCCUGUGAAAGGGGCAAGCGCAGGCUUUUUCGCCCCACGCCAGAGCCUGAAAGGGAGCCGUGGAGUUUCCAGAGUCCCCGUUGUCACUGCUGCCCACCCGCCAUGCAGACCCCUGCACAAUGUGCUCCACUUCUCCAACAGGAAUUCACAGAUGACCAAUCAAUUGGUGGAUUGCUGGGGCCACCGUGGCCCCUGGCCCCGGCCCUGCUCACCUGCCUGAGCCUUUUUAAGUGAAUGGUUGGACAGGUGAUCCUGUGCCGCGGUUAAGACUUAAAGGUACAAAAACAACGCAGUGUAGCCUCCCCAGCCUCAGGGGCUCCCAGCUACGUCAGAGAGAACUGCGUGUGAAAGAAAACUCACGCAUGUGUGCACGUGUGUGUGUGUGUAUGUGCUCCUUCCCUUUACACACCAUAGUGACUCAGCACACGGGCCCUCCCAACCUGUCCUGGGACUGCCCAGUCCGAUGCCGAGGAUGCCCAGUGCUCCAUGGGAUGGUCGCCUGGGUCCUUCCAGCCUCUCCCUCUCCUGCGGUGCUGCGGGAAGUCCCCAACCCAGGAUGGGUGUGGGGUGGGGCAGGGAGACCCUGAUGCGGCCCUCAGAGUUUUCAGGGAGGCAGGGUUGGCCCGGCCACCAGAGGGGACAUGGCCCUCCUCCAGGCCCUGUCUGGCCAAAGGGGUCAGAGUGGGCGCCGACAGUUUGUCCUCAUGGGACCCCCAGAUGCAUACCCAGGUGCCCACAGGAGCAGACACGUCCUGGCACACGGGGCCAGUGACACACGUGUGCCGCACACCUAUGGCCACAGGCUUGCACAUGUUCCCAGGCCCACGCGUCACACCCAGGAUUCAGGGCAGGCUGCUCAGCAGCGUGUGGAGUCUGCCCGGGUGUCUGCUAACAAUGCCGCGGAUGGGGUGGCUUCAGGACAGAUGUGUCUUGGCUCCCCGUCCUGGGGGCUGGACAUCUGAGGUCGUGGGCAGGGCUGGUUUCUCCUGACGCCUCUGUCUCUCUGUGUACUCUCCUGGGGUCUCACCCUCUGCUUAUAAAGACGUGAGUCCUCUGGGGUCAGGGCCACCCUCGUGACCUCGUCCAACCUAAUCACCUCCUUAGAGGCCCCACCUCUGAGUACGUGUAAAUUUGGGGACACAUUCAGCUGCUCACACACUAGCACACGCUUGCAUGCACUCACACAUGCCCUCAUGCCUUCACACAUGCACACUCACCCUGUGGGCACUGGUCAUGAGGACACCUGGGCUGGUGACCAGACUCUGGAGCCUGGGGCACUGCUGUCCCUCCCCUGGCAGCUGAUGUUGGGGAGAAGGUCCAGACUGUGAAGGGAUAUGUCUCCCGACUCCUUGUGCUGCCUCAGUUUACCGAUGGGCGCUGUGCAUCCUUUUGCCCAGGGGGUGAGGAUUGGCAUGAACGUGGUCUUCUGCAGGGGGUUGCAGGAGCAGCCCCUCACUCAUCCUCAUGAGUGUGCCCUGUUCAGGGAAAGUGGGUGCCCAGAAGGGGGGAGCUAGGUGGAGGGGCCUGAGACCACCCUGGUUCAGGCAGCUCGGCUGGGCUGGGCAGGGUAGGGGGCAGCCAGGGCAUCUGGCCAAAAGGGCUCCACCUUCCCUGUGAGAGGGGAGUGGGAGGAGUCUAGUGUGUGGGGUGGGUGCAGACCAGAUGGGCUGGAGGAUCCGGCCUGGCCUUGGCGGGGUCCGUACUUUGGCCCCAGGUCUGCACGCUGUAGGAGGGGUCUGGGUUGGUGCCCAGUUGCCGGCUGGGCUGAGCCCGAGAUCACUGGGUAUAGUUGAGAGGCUGGGGGCCCGAGGGGCUGGGGACCCCAGGGCCCAGGGCAGAGGAGAAAGCCACAGUCUGUUGGGGGGCUGCCCAGACAAGCUGCUUUUCCGCCACCGGCCUGGGUCUGGGGGCACCAGCCCUUCCUGGGGCCUCGUUCCUCCUGGCCCCCUCCUCCUCCUGCCCGCCCCACCCCUCCCCCGCAGCCCUUAUAGCCACAUCCUGCAAGGAAAAACCCCAGACUCCUGCGCCGCCAGCGGAGAUGAGGAUGUGUGUGGAGGCUCAGCGGCCCAGGGCACCCUGUGCAGCCCUCCUGCUCCUCGGACUUGUGCUGGGCGCUGCAGCCGGGCAAAACUGUGUUGGGAACACCUACCCCAGUGGCGGCAGGUGCUGUCAAGAGUGUGAUCCAGGGUACGGGAUGGAGAGCCGCUGCACCCAACGCAAGGACACGGUGUGCCUCCCGUGCAAGCCCGGCUACUACAACGAGGCCACAAACUACGAGGCCUGCAAGCCCUGCACCCAGUGCAACCAGAGAAGUGGGAGCGAACCCAAGCAGAGAUGCACAUCCACACAGGACACCGUCUGCCGCUGCCGGCCUGGCACUCAGCCCAAGCAUGGCUACAAGCUGGGAGUUGACUGUGCCCCGUGCCCCCCAGGACACUUCUCUCCAGGCAACAACCAGGCCUGCAAGCCCUGGACCAACUGUACCUCGGCGGGAAAGCGCACUCUGCAGCUGGCCAGCAAUAGCUCGGAUGCUGUCUGUGAGGACAGAAGCCCUCCAGCCACACUACCCUGGGAGACCCAGGGUCCCCCAGCCUGGGCCCCCACCACCCAGCCCACCACUUCCUGGCCUAGGGUCUCACAGGGGCCCUCCAUGCCCCCCACAGAGCCUCCCAGGGGCCCUGAGCUGGCCGCCAUCCUGGGCCUGGCCCUGGGCCUGGGCCUACUUGUCCCCGUGGCUGCUGUGCUGGCCCUGUUCCUGCACCACAGGGCCUGGAGGCUGCCACCCAACGUCCCCAAGCCCCCCGGAGGAAACAGCUUCCGGACCCCCAUCCAAGAGGAGCAUGCUGAUGCAAACUCCACCCUGGCCAAGAUCUGAACAGCGUCUGCUGGGGUGGAGCCAGUGCCUCCUCUCCAGGCUGGGGCCCCAGAGGGUCCACCGGAUCUCAUGGGCAGUGGGAGCACUCCCAGGUGCAGGCCGCUGCACCCCAUCACCCCAUUGCCCCAUCACCCCAUUGCCCUAUCAUCCCAACACCAUCACUCCAUCACCCCAACAACCCACUGCCCAUUACCCCAACACCUCAUCACCCCAUCACCCCUUUGCCCCAUCACCUCAUUGUCCCAUCGCCCUGUCACCUCAUCAACCUAUGACCCAUAACCCCAUCACCCCAUUGUCCCAUCACCCCAUUAUCCCAUCACCCGUCACCCCCUUGCCCUGUCACCCCAUCACUUGAUCACUUCAUCAGCCCAUCAGCCCAUUGUCCCAUACCCCAUUGCCCAUGGCCCCAUAACACUAUGAUCCCAUUGCCCCAUGACCCUGUGACCUUGUCACCCCAUGGCCCCAGUGCCUGUCACCCUGCCCUGCUCCGUUUUAGGUGCUCCUGGGCUGGCCCCCUAGGGCUCUGCUAUGUAUGCUGUGCAUACUCCCUGCUCAGGGUGGUGCCCCAAUAAAUGACGU
Molecule: messenger RNA, 4210 nt
Organism: Equus quagga
Lineage: Eukaryota; Metazoa; Chordata; Mammalia; Perissodactyla; Equidae
Gene: TNFRSF4
Product: TNF receptor superfamily member 4
Exons: 7
Coding region: 2795-3631 (278 amino acids)
Biological process (GO): inflammatory response
Molecular function (GO): protein binding; tumor necrosis factor receptor activity
Source: RefSeq, a predicted model, not a curated record